AUGCGUCCAAAGAACGAAUACAAGGAGUUUCAGCUUGUGCUCCGAGUGAAAAAUGAUAAAAUCAUAACCAGAAAACCCAUCCGGUUGACGAAAAGAUCCUCCAACGGGUGUUUAAAUUGCAAACGAAAGAAGAUCAAAUGCGACGAAACUAAAGAUCAGUGUAGGAGAUGUCUACGGAGUGGUAUGUCGUGUGUGUGGGGACCUGAAAAGGCCAAAGUCGUUCCAAAACCUGAGGCUCAGAACGGUCAGGAUUUGGUGCCACAUGUCCAGAAUCUUCCUCUCAUUAGAAGCCUCGGUCUGCAAGUAGGAGAAGCACCGCUUGAUGCGAUGUUUUUUGCCUUCUUCACCAACGGUUUUCUUCCCACGAUAGCCAAGCCUCACUUCUACGAAAAGCUUUCUUCGCAGGGCCUACUUUUGUCUGCGGCAGACAACUCAGCGGCGCUACGAGAGAUCUACAUUGCAUGUGGAGCUUCUCUCGCAGCCAGAGAGGAUGUGCGAUGCAAAGACGUCGCCCAGAGGAGAUACAAGAAAGCGCUUGAGCUGUUUGUGAAGCUCAUGAAACAUGGCAGAGUCAACGGCUACGAAGACUGGUUUUUCGUGGCUGUGCAAGUGCUUCAAACGUUGUGUCUUCGAGACUCGUUUUCGGGCUCCAAUGCCACGCGAUGUGCAGCUCAUUUCAACGCCGCUUACAAGGUCAUUGCCCAUCGGCUUUUUGCAGAGCACUGUGUGCGUUCUCCCUUGGAGAAAAUGAUGAUUGAGAAUUUCAUUUUCAACUACUCCAUCACGAUAUUCUACUGUGAAAAGGCGCAGAUCGAGGCGCUCAUUCCUAACCCGUUUGACUUCUUCGCCCACGCCAACUCCAAACUCAAUGAAAUGUCGCUUGUCGAUGGGAGCCCGCAAACCAGCCGCAUGUCGAUGCAAGCAUUUCAGAUUGCUGCCAAAUGCUCGUGGCUGUGUCGUCUCCAUUACCCGCUUCUGGCCGCAGACCAACGCUUACAUUGGGAGAUGUUUCUGCUUGCCGAAACGCUCCUCUUCUCUCUCGACUCGACAAACUACGAUAACAACACAGUGCAAGUGCAAAACACCGUCUACAUUGCCAAAGUGGUUCUUCGCGCGUCGAUCAUAUUGCUUCGCAAAAUGCUUUUCCCCGGUACGAGAGCGGUCGACUUGCAAGACAUCGUAAAGGCUGCGGUAAACGACAUCAGCCAACCUUGCAACGAAAAGGUGAUUUUCCCCAUUUGGGCAUUGAUGAUCGGCGCCAGUGCAUCACUUGACGCAUCAUGCAGGCGGUUUUUCGUCCGGCGUUUGGAGUGCUUGUUUCUGUGGUCCAAGUCCCAGAUUGCAAAACAGGUGGUGAUACAUCUCGAGGGCCUUUGGGAAUUGUACAAAAAUGACGAGCCCUUCGAAUUGCUUUUCAACAGCGAUGUGUUAGACGAGGUAUGUAGAUAG
This is a messenger RNA of Clavispora lusitaniae ATCC 42720, 1449 nucleotides long. Its product is annotated as Zn(II)2Cys6 transcription factor domain-containing protein. Gene Ontology annotation, biological process: positive regulation of transcription by RNA polymerase II. Gene Ontology annotation, cellular component: nucleus. NCBI's taxonomy places the organism in Eukaryota, Fungi, Ascomycota, Pichiomycetes, Serinales, Metschnikowiaceae. The record is from RefSeq and is a predicted model, not a curated record. Gene Ontology annotation, molecular function: zinc ion binding; transcription cis-regulatory region binding; DNA-binding transcription factor activity, RNA polymerase II-specific.